This is a messenger RNA of Gigantopelta aegis, 3689 nucleotides long. Its product is annotated as multiple epidermal growth factor-like domains protein 10. Gene Ontology annotation, molecular function: scavenger receptor activity. The record is from RefSeq and is a predicted model, not a curated record. The transcript is spliced from 10 exons. The coding region runs from base 1210 to 2850 and encodes 546 amino acids. Lineage: Eukaryota; Metazoa; Mollusca; Gastropoda; Neomphalida; Peltospiridae.
CAGGAUCGAAAGGGUAUUUUGGCAAAAUCGUGAUUGUGUCAGGACUCUGCAUGAAUUUCUAGCAGGUGCCUCGCCUGCUGCCACCCAAGACGCUUUAAUAAAGAAAAGUGUCCUCCUGAAAACACCUUAGAGAAUCAUAAUCUGCCAACAGACAGAAUACAGGACUGUACUACUGCUUCACGGUAGCACUCGCGACAUUGCGAAAAUACCCCUUUGUGCAGCGAAAUGAAUUGUGUUCAUGGUAACAGUUUUGUCACUCAGCUUUAAUUAUUAUGACAUAUGUUGUUUCACUUUCUCGCAAUACUAGGUUAUCAUAUGCGGUCAUAGCACAUGGCUCAUACCGAAGAUGAUUACUAGUAUUGGUUUCGGUAGUGUAGUUAACUUGUCAUCGGAUUCAGGACCGAUAUACAUCGAGUGCGUGUUCAACCAGAGCCACAGAAGUAUGUUGUUUGUUUUGUUUUUUGAUUAUUUUCCAGAACCCAUUCAAACACUGAACCAGUCCUAUGCUAGGAUCAAAUAGUGAUGAAGAGCUAACAACAACUUCAACUGGCAUACACAUCGCAGACGUAGUGUGUGUGUGUGUGUGUGUGUGUGUGCGUGUGCGUGUGUGCGUGCAAGACUAUGACUUCAUUGUUCACAUGUGUAACAUGUUAAACAAAGUGUAAAUUUACUCUUUGAUUGAAAACAUAAAUAAUUAUUCAUUUGCAAAAAUUCAAUAUUCUGAUUUGCACACUUUUUUUCUGUUAUUCAUUUUUUUUUAAAGUGGGAGGCUUAUAAUGAAUUAUUUGAAGUGGUAAGCUUAUAAUUAAUCACCCAAUGUAUUGGAAAGUUUGAUGUAUCUGACUGUCCAAUAUAUUGGGUGAUUCAUUAUAGACGUCCACAUUUUUAAAGGUGGAUAGCAGACAAAAAGAGCAGAACAGGACAUUGAAGCUUUUCAAAAUAAUAAUUUAUUAUGUUGUCUAUCAGUGGGUAACUUUACUUCUUUUUGUACAUAUCUUACUUUUAAAAGGGUGCAUGAAUAGACGAAACACGAUUUUUUUUAUUUCCUCAAGAUAAUUCUUGAUGUUUCCCCAAACAUUAGACUAGAUUUGUGAAUCUUAUUGAGCUAUUACUGAUCAAACUAAACUAUUACUCACUAAAUGUGAAUCGGCGCGACCAGACGCGAAGCCGGCUUCCGGAUGACAGACUUAUCCACACCAGCCAUACACUAUGUCUCCACAAUGGACGUAUUUCAUGUUUCGCCUGUGUUACUUAAUUCUGCAAUCAAGACACACGUUUGCUGAUUUUGUAAACGUAGCUAUAGACAAACCAGCGUACCAGAGUUCAUAUGCUGACGUGUAUCGAGCAAGUACAGCUGUUGAUGGCAUAACCAUUCAACAAGGCAACAAUUUUAUGCAUACCAGCAUAAGGAGACCUUACACGUGGUGGGAAGUAGACUUAGGUCAAGUGUCCUUCAUCCGUGAUGUGGUAAUCUACUUCAGAGUUAAUUUUACGUUGAGACGAAACGGAGUCAAGGUGUAUACUAACACACAGGAGAGAACGUCUAACAACGGUCAUCUGUGUGGUACUGUGACCGGUAGACCAGACGGAUCUGACAUUCCUGACGUGGUGAAUAUUACCUGUGACGUCAACGCGAGAUACGUGACAAUCUACCAAGACACGGAUAAUGGUGGAUCAACCGCCCUGGACUUCCUGGAAGUUGAAGUAUAUUCAUGCGAGGAGAACGUUACGUAUGGAACCCACUGUAGCAAACUGUGCAGUGACCGGAACUGUGCUGACUCGCCUGCACCUUGUCAUUUACAGACUGGAUCUUGCUCUGGUGGAUGUCGAGCAGGCUGGAGCGGAACUGACUGCAUAGAUGAAUGUCAGAAAGGAGUAUCUUAUGGUGUUGGUUGUGCAUUGAAGUGCACCGAUCGCUAUUGUCUAAAAACGUCAUCAUGUGACACCAAGGAUGGGAUGUGCAUUGGAGGUUGCCUACCAGGGUGGAUUCUGUCAGAUUGCUCAGAAGUUUGUAGCAAUGGGUUAUAUGGACCCAGAUGUUCACGGUCAUGUGUCGAUAGACACUGUAACGGCUAUUCACGCUGUGAUCACACGGAUGGGAAAUGUGAAACAGUUUGUGAAGUUGGGUGGAAGGGCGUCGACUGUGCAGCAUGUGAUGAGCGAUAUGGCGUCAAUUGUAGUUUAGCCUGUGGUAAGAGAAAUUGCAAGGACGACAACUCUCCAUGUGACUCCCAGACUGGAGAGUGUGUUGGAGGAUGUAAACCUGGAUGGACAAUUUCAACCUGUACACAACAAUGUGCCGUUGGAAAUUAUGGAGCGGAUUGCCAAAAGUUAUGUCAAAACCGAAAGUGUCAAGGUGACCAACAACAGUGCGAUCCGGAGGCAGGGCAAUGCUUUGGUGGUUGUCUGAAAGGGUGGAGUGGAACAGCUUGCACUAUUUUUUCACCACAAACAGCCAGCGAUUCGACAACCGUUGUUUCCUCAGCGGUUAUGGGAGUACUAUCCGUAAUUGUGAUUAUACAGUCUAUCGUUAUUAUCAGAUAUAUUCUAAUUGUUAGAAAAGUGCGUGCAUCGAGUGGGCCUAGUGUCUCGUUUUCAAAUAAACCUAACACUAGAAUUACGACCACGACUUCUUCGGUCUAUGAAGUUGUUGACGGUGACACCAAUGUCCGUUCUCCGCCAGUUGAACGUGUUGUUAACACUCAAAAUGGCCAGGCCAAUGGUUCGCAACAUGAUUACGUAAACUCGUCACAUCCGGUAGAACGCAGCAAGGAGAAUGUCAAUCAUUAUGACAGGCUGGAUGUUGAUGUCAUUGGUGAAGGAUCUCCGUACAGUAAGAUAGAAGUCUAAGAUACACUAUGUAUCCAUGUUUAGCAAAGUAUAGCCAAAUAUUAACAGCUGAUAUUUCACAAGAAAUACACACAUUAAAACAGGUGAACUAUAUUGACCUGAUAUAUAUAUUUGUAUAUAUUGUUUUAAAUCAUCUGCGAUAUUACCUGUUGUUUCUAGAUAUAGUGUUAAAUAUUUUUUCUAUUUUUGUUAUCUUGACUGUUAUUGUUAUUAUUAUUAUUAUUAUUAAUUAUUAUUAUUAUUUUAUUGUAAACAUUAAAUCUUCACUUACUCGCAGUUAAUGAAUGUGCACCAUUUCUGGCGUAUUUUAGUGGAUAUGGACCUGUCAAAUUGAUCACCAAUGUUGUGAAUAUUUUCAGAAAUACAAUUAAUUUCUUGUUUAAAUUAGUCGACUAGCAAUCAGAUAGGAGAUCCGAUAUAUCGUCGGCUAGUUGCAUAUUUCACAGUGUGUUGCGUCAUGGUACGGUUCUGUAAUUUGACUCCCAAAGUUGAAUGGAUUUACAGGAUAUGCAGACCCAUUCACUCCUAGAGCGAACAAUGCAUACUUCAUUGUAUGAUAUACGACAAUAAUCGGUUACUGUCUGCUUACUCCAGACACUUAUGAACAGGGUCCCGAUGUCUACGCCAUCCAUUCAUUCAUCCACACAUGAACAUUUAUCAGUCAUUUAUUUUUAUAUCCGUCUAUCUCUCUGUGUGUCUAUCUACCAGUUUUCAUGCAAUGUUAGUUUACUGUCUGCUUUGAUUAGUAAACAAUCUCCAUUUUAAAAUGUUAGGGUGUAUUGUAUUAUAUGCAUUGUCUGUUUCAUUUUAAUGUGCAAACACUUUAAUAAAUACAGUUU